Molecule: messenger RNA, 1451 nt
Organism: Lycium ferocissimum
Lineage: Eukaryota; Viridiplantae; Streptophyta; Magnoliopsida; Solanales; Solanaceae
Product: transcription factor RAX3-like
Exons: 3
Coding region: 275-1243 (322 amino acids)
Source: RefSeq, a predicted model, not a curated record
GAGCAAGACAAGAAGAAAAAAACCCUUGUUUUCUCUUGAGACAUUCAUCUUCUAGCCAUCCUCCUACUUUCCUGACUGCCCCUUAAAACAUGUUUAUCCUCUCUCAUUUGUAAUAAUUAAUAAUCGCUAUUAUUAUUCCCCUUUCUUCUCUCUCUCUCUACACACACCAAAGUAAACUACACUCAACAAAGGGAUAGAAGAAGAAGAAGAAGAGGAAUAUAAUUAGCUUAAUUAAGACCAACUUAGCUUGUUAGUGAAAGCUGAAAAUCAAGAAAUGGGGAGAGCUCCUUGCUGUGACAAAAACAAUGUCAAGAGAGGGCCAUGGUCACCUGAAGAAGAUGCUAAGUUGAAGUCAUAUAUUGAUCAGAAUGGGACUGGUGGAAACUGGAUUGCAUUGCCUCAAAAAAUUGGCCUUAAGAGAUGUGGAAAGAGUUGUAGGCUUAGAUGGUUAAAUUACUUGCGGCCAAACAUCAAGCAUGGAGGAUUCUCAGAAGAAGAAGAUAGGAUCAUUUGCAGCCUCUACAUAAGUAUUGGAAGCAGGUGGUCAAUAAUUGCAGCACAGCUCCCUGGAAGAACUGAUAAUGAUAUAAAGAACUACUGGAACACUAAGCUGAAGAAGAAGCUAUUUGGAAAACAACGCCAAAAGCAAGGUUCAAGAAAAGGAAAAGAUAUCAACUCCAUGCCUGUUUCCAAUAACAAUAAUCAAAACCCUUGUUGGCCUGAGCUUCCCAUUAUGCAGCAACCAAUACAAUUCUCAAACAAUGAACCAAGAUUCUUUAAUGACCAUACAUCCAUCAGAAAGCUAUUAAUCAAGCUUGGCGGUAAAUUUUCACAAGAUGACCAAUUGACAAAUGUGCCAAAUUCCCAAUACCCAAUCGAUAAUUCAUCGAUGCAUCCGAUAUAUCCGAAUAUUCCAAUCAAUUUGAUCUCUUCCACUCCAAUAGAUGUCCUAAAUACUCAAUACAACAUGGAUGGGGCAGAUUUAACCACACUUCUUCCAGCACAAAGCAGUUUUCCAGCUGAGCUUGAGUGUAUGAUUAAUAAUCCACGAAAAUUAGAUGGUCUUGAAUUUUUGUAUGAGGAUAUGUUUAUUGAUAAAUCUGCGUCUACUUCUGGAGGAAACUUGGACUGGGAAGCGAUGAAUCCUUUUGUACUUCCUCCUCCUCCUAUUGUCGAUCUUCAACAAGGUGUUAUAAUCCAAGAGGGUGCACUUGAUGAGCUGAGAUAUCCCUUGGCACAAUAGUAUUUUUGUACAUUUUAUUUGAUAUUAUAUUGUACAAUAGUAUUUUUGUGCGGCCAUUCCUCGGACCCUGCUAACGCGAGAUGCUUUGUGCACCAGGUUGCACAUAUUGUAAAUUUUUGUUGUGAAGGGAGAGGGCCGACCAGAUGAUUUAUGUAAGUUGGCGAACCCUAAUAAAUUUGUUUGUUACGGUAUAUAUAUCUUCUGAAUA